UGCCCUCUGCAUGUGUGGAGUUCACUUGCACGUCGUCUGGUAGGUUGCAACUUUCAGAAACGUUUGCAUUUUUGACGGCUGAUGCCAAGUGUUUGAUGCAUGUUUAGGGCUUGCAUUGGCCGCUUCCACUGUGCAGUGACACCGCUAACGUCGCCUGGAAUCUCCCGUCUGUCUGUAGUUGAUUCCAGCCGCCCGAUAUACCGCGGAGAAACAUGUCUGAGCCGCAAGGACUGACAGACAAAGAGGCUAGGAGCGCCUGUGGCGAGCCAGAUGCCUCUUGCAAGGACUUCAUCUUCCAGCAGACCAUGUUCAGGGUAAAGGAUCCAAAGAAGUCCCUGGAUUUUUAUACUAGGGUGCUAGGAAUGAGGUUGCUGAAGAAGUUGGAUUUCCCCAGCAUGAAGUUCUCCCUGUUCUUCAUGGGUUUUGAGAAGGCUGAGGAUAUCCCAUCGGACCCUGCUGAGUGCACAGGGUGGACUUUCUCAAGGAAGGCUACGUUGGAACUGACUCAUAACUGGGGAACUGAGAAUGAUCCUGAACAGAGCUACCACAAUGGAAACAAACCCCCUCAAGGAUUUGGUCACAUUGGACUGGCAGUCCCUGAUGUGUACAAAGCCUGCGAAAGGUUCAAGGAGCUGGGAGUGCCUUUUGUAAAGGAGCCUGAUGCUGGUAAGAUGAAAGGACUGGCCUUCAUUCAAGACCCUGACGGCUACUGGAUCGAGAUCCUCAGCCCAAAGCCUAUGGUGACUAUCGCUGCCACUGACUGGAGCUAAUCUAAUGUAAUCUGAGUUAAUCCAAGAUCAAAUCUGAACCAAUCACAUAGCUUGAAAGCGGAUCAUGAUGACCUAGUCGAUGCAAGACAUGACGAUUAAUGUCUGAUACAGGAUCACCUGUCCAGCCAAUCUUCGUCAAUCAUGAUGAUAGCACCAAUCAAGGAGCUUCUGCACCGUUUUCAAACUGUAAAUGUGAUAUUACUAGUGCCAAAGUUGCGAGGGUAUGACUGAACUUAUAUUUCUCCCAACUCUUAGGUUGCCAUUGGUCAGUAGCAUGCUGCUUCCUGCAUGUUCAUGGACAUUGAAGUGUGGAAGUGCAUCAAGAGGUUGUGUCGAAAACUUCGAAAGCUCAUGCUUUUCACUGUAUCCCAAGUUGUGAUGUGAAAAAUUACUGUAGUCUCUAAAAAUGUUGUCUGAUAACCUCUAAGAUAGUCUAGUAAAUAAACAUUUCACUUAUAGUAAAUAAACAUUUCACUUAGUGUAAACAAAACACUGAUAGCUCUGGUCACUGAGUGAAGUACGUGUACCUACAAUGUACAUGUACAUGUAAGAGUAGCAGGAUUUUAGUAGCAUGAGGUACGGGUAUUUUCAGUAAGAGUAUGAUAUAUUUAUGGCAGAUGGGUAUUUGCUAACAUCAUAUUAUUUUGUUGUUACCCAGUGUGGUCUUUACAUAAUGCUCACUGAAAACUGUCCAUAGAUGAGAGGACUGUUUAUAACAAGAAUUAGACUUUUAAAAUGAUCUGAUGAUAGCCUGCAUUGACAGCUUUCUUGAGCAGUUAUCUUACUAGUACUCCUGAUACCAAAAUCUAUCCCAAAAUUAAAGUUUUGUUGCAAAGCACCUUGUGUGUCAAUGUUCUAGUGUUGACAUUUGUCAGAGAUCAUAAUUAUAAAAUGAGUUGCCUGAAUGCCAGACUGUUCCCAGAGCCAGUCCCCAGUUAGACCCUAACUAAGGGGGUCUGUAGAAAAAUUUCCUUGAGGAUAUGAUGGCCCUAG
This is a messenger RNA of Branchiostoma belcheri (Belcher's lancelet), 1763 nucleotides long. Its product is annotated as lactoylglutathione lyase-like. Gene Ontology annotation, molecular function: lactoylglutathione lyase activity; metal ion binding. Bases 213 to 770 code for a protein of 185 amino acids. Lineage: Eukaryota; Metazoa; Chordata; Leptocardii; Amphioxiformes; Branchiostomatidae. The record is from RefSeq and is a predicted model, not a curated record. The transcript is spliced from 6 exons.